This is a messenger RNA of Rotaria socialis, 2463 nucleotides long. The record is from the annotation of a GenBank genome assembly. NCBI's taxonomy places the organism in Eukaryota, Metazoa, Rotifera, Eurotatoria, Philodinida, Philodinidae.
AUGGGUAAUACAACAUCGGAAGUCUCUUCUGGCGUUAAAGCUCAAAUUAAUUCAGGUGGACAAGGGCCUGAACUUUAUCGUUUCGUUGAUAUGACAGGUGGUGGUGAAUUUAUUGAAGUUAUGCGCGUUGCAAAUCGAACAAAAGAUUAUACACAAAUUGAUGCAAUGAUACGUGAACAUAUCCCACGAUUUCUAUAUAAUGAAGGCGAAGGAAAAUUGGUCACGAUUAGUGAAAUUGUUCGACGACGAAAUAAUACAUUUAGUAAAGUCAAAAGUAUUGUUUCAACAGCUAAACCAAAUGAAGGAGAUCCAGCACAUGGCGAAGAAACCAAACGUGUAUGUUGGGAUCUUGAUCAACGUGGCGGUGUCGGCGAACAAAUACUCCAUGUGUGUUAUCUAUCAUCAAGCCCUGUUCAUACAGCUUUAGCUAAAAGAUUGUUAAGACAUUAUCCAAAAAUGAUUGAUGAUUUGUAUAUGGGCGAUGAAUAUUAUGGUGAAAAUGUUCUUCAUAUUGCAAUUGUCAAUGAAGAACCAGCAACUGUUAAAUUCUUAUUGGACGCUGGUGUUGAUUUUACACAACGUUGUUGUGGAAAAUUCUUUUGUCCAGAGGAUCAAAAAUCCAGUCGAGUGGAUAACGUAACUAAAGAAUGUCCAGAUGUAAGUGUACCGACUGAUUAUGAAGGCUAUUGUUAUUUCGGUGAAUAUCCACUUUCAUUUGCGGCUGUUUUACAACAAGAAGAAUCUGCAAGAUUAUUAAUUGCUAAAGGAGCCAAUACAAAUUGUCAAGAUUCGAAUGGAAAUACUGCUUUACAUAUGUGCGUUAUCUAUAAUCGAAUUCCUAUGGUAGACUUACUUUAUGAAUUAGGUGCAUCUUUGGAUAUUAAAAAUCGUCAAGAUUUAACUCCGUUGACAUUGGCUGCUGUUAAAGCUCAUAAAGAUAUGUUUGAUCAUAUUCUACAGAAAACACGUACGAUCUAUUGGCAAUAUGGAAAUGUAACAUGUGCAGGUUACCCAUUAGAUGAUAUUGAUACAAUUGGAAAAGAUGGAUCAUUGAAUGAUACUAGUGCACUUAGUAUCAUUGUACGAGGGGAAUCUGCCGGUCAUUUAGACAUGAUGGAUGGCUUAAUUGUUCAGUUAUUAAAUGAAAAAUGGCGUACAUUUAUAAAAUUCAAAUUUUUCCAACGUAUGGGUAUAUUUGCAUUUUACUUUGCUAUUUGUUUCCUUGCAUUAGUUGUUCGUGGUUAUUAUCGUGUUCCACAAUCAUGUAUUAUUAAAGAUCCAAUCGAUAAAGAAGAGGAUAAAUGGAAAUCAAUCAUAGCUGAUCGUCCUGAAUGUAAAUGUCAUUAUACAAAUUUUUUUUGGCAAUUGGCUUUAUUUGAUAGCAAUAAUGUAACAAAUUUCAAUAGUAGUACAAAAUAUGUUUCGAAUAGGAAACGUCAUUUUGACCUAUUAGGACUGGCUCUGAAUUUUCUUGAUGGACUAAGUAUUCUCGGUUCAUUGCUUUAUCUCAUCAUAACUGUACGCGAAUUUUCUUAUCAACAUUUUAAAUUAGACUAUUUUAUUUAUGUUAAUGAUCCCACAAGAAUUUUAUUUCUUUUUUCUUGUAUACUAACAUUGGCAAUGAUACCAGCGAGGAUUACAUGUUCGAUUGCUGUUGAUGAUAUACUUUGUACUUAUGCUAUACUCAGUCGAGCACCAUAUUUUUUCUUUUUUUGCCGUGGUUUUCGUACGACUGGUCCAUUUGUUGUUAUGAUAUAUACGAUGAUUCGGGGUGAUUUACUACGUUUUUGUUUAAUAUUUUUUGUAUUCAUGGUUGGAUUUUCUCAAGCAUUGCAUGUUCUUUUCGUAAGAAUUGAAUGUGAAAAUGAUUUUGCAACAGUUAUUAAAACAUUUUUUCGAAUGUUUUGUGUUACACUUCAACAAAUAGCUGAUGCAUAUAAAAAUUUUUAUUUACAUCCAAAUAUGGGUAUUCAAGUCAUUGGAAAAAUUUGUUUCGUAACUUAUAUUGUAACAGCUGCUGUACUCCUUGUUAAUAUGCUUAUUGCUAUGAUGGGUAACACAUAUGCUAUGGUAAAUGAACGAAAAAAAGAAUGGCUUCGACAAUGGGCAAAAAUUAUGUUGAUUGUUGAACAAUCUGUGUCACGUGAAGAACGUUUAGCACAACAAUCAAACUAUUCAAAAAGAAUGCCUGAUGGUUCAAGAGUUUUAGUCACAAGAUUAAUUCAAACUCCUGAUGAACGACUUACUAUUGAAAAUAUGCGUGCUGAUUAUUAUUAUCAACUUCAACGACAUUUAGAACCUGAAAAUGUAUCAAUACAUUCAAAAACAAAAACAAAUGCACCUAGUGCACAUCAGAAUUCAUCAACACGAGCCAAUGGUGCAGCAAAAGUUAAAAAAGAUUUGCUUCGUAGUCAACAUGCACAAGAAAGUUUUAGUUCAUUUGAUACAACUGCACUUAUUUAA